AUGCCGAACUCAGACGCCGCACCUGCGCGCGAGUCCCAGGUACGAAACACAGAGAAUUCGUUGAUCAAAGAUGAUGGCCGUCCUCCCAAAACCAUCACCAGAGAAUGGACUCCUCCCACCGGUGAAUUGAGAUACUUCGCAAAUGAUCGAUACAACUUCCUUCCUCGCAUUUCUCGGACUACAGAGACGGACAUCGCCGAUGAGAACCAAAGCAUUAAAACCUCCCUGAUGCUGCGAGGGCCUACGAUUGAGCAGGUACAUCGGACAAUUGACAGAAUCAAUGCUCUAGAGUCAGCUAUGGAUCUGAUGAACAACCCAAUUUUCGGCACAACUGCGAUCGCCCCAGAGCGUGAAACGGUGACCUACUGGAAAUUAAAAUACGCAACGAUUAACGCUCUCGGAAACGGCCGUGUUCUUUUCGAUCCACUUGUGACUCCAGCUUCACGUGUUCUCCCGAUGAUUGCACCGACGGCUUACCAUUACGACAAAGACGAAAAUGCUUGGUCUAUGCUAAAACAUCUUCUGAGCCCUCCGCACCUUGACUCCACCUGGGACAAUUAUCCAGACACCACACUGGCCUGGAGAGACUUCAUUUACGAUGGGAUUGGACAAGGCGCUCAGUAUUCCGCGUGUACUACCCCUGUAUUUGAUCCGCGUGAUGCUCCUACUUACAAAACAACUGGCCGCGAAACAAUUCAGAAAAAUGCAAGUCUACUCGCAAAAGCAAAGCAGGAAUUUGGAUGGGUUGCAGCUUCUACAGUCGCUUCUUUAUCUGAAUCUGGUCAUCUCAGUAACCUGCCAGAGCCAUCAACUCGUUUCAGCGUCCGUUCCGGGAGAUCAGAUCAGGCCAUACAGGCAAGAGCCUCAGGGCUAAUGAGAACUCCGGCUCAGAUGUUGCGGGCUUUCCAAGAAAAAAAUAAAAAGCCCCCGUCUGAACGAUUUCAUACACAGUCCGCACCGAAACCGGCCGUUCACAAAACCCGCGAUGUCUCUUCUUCCACAUCCUCUUUUCCCGAGUUACCAGGCGUAUUUUCAGGUUCACAAAUUGUGGAAUCAUGCGAAGCUUUAGUUGAUCUGUUGGAUGACACCGAGCUUCAAAGCACCGAAGGCUCCAGAAACCAGAUACCUGGACCAUCUAUCCAUGAAGAUCUCAUUGAUCUUGACUGGGAAUCGGAGAAAGAGGAAUUACCAUCAUUUAUUCUCGAGUCAGAGCUACAGCCCGAUAGCUUGCUGGAUACCAACUUAGUUACGGAGACCGAAUCUGUAGCUUUCGGUAAAGGCCUCGUCGGAGUCAACUCUAAAGCAAAUGCCAAUACGACUACUUUGUCAAAGUCUUCUGUGUCAAGUUCGCCUUCGCUGGAAUUCAUGUCACUUCCUCCAGAAUCUCCGAAACAACCGCCAAAUGAUCUCAUUGACUUCGAUGAGCCUGAAAUCAUGGGUUUUCCUUCGCUCACAUCUGGAGGAUUGAGGACAGACUUGCCUACCUUUGUGCCUCAUGAUUUAUCACCUCAAAUGACUUCUUCCUUCCAUAUCGAUGAUCCAUUCAUGGGCCAGGACCAAGCUCUAAACCAGGAUCAAACUGGGAACCUUUUCGACUCGGGUGAUUUGCGACUACAACAGAAUGUUGGAUAUCGACAGUCUUUCACUUUGAUAACUCCACCUGGACUGCCUAUUCCUACUGGAUAUCUUCCCCCAGGUGCAAUCUAUGCUCCGCCAGGACUACCCAUUCCGCCAGGUCUCCCCAUUAUUCCUGGUUUCUCCGCCCCAUACAGAAACUAUCCUUCGUUAGGACAAUAUCCACCAACAAAUACUAUUGCUAGACACAGCCAAGCCAAACCAAUGGCGGUGCCUCAGCUCGACAGAAUCCCCCCAUCAUACCCCCUGUAUAACUAUCCUGUGCAAAACAUGCUAGGUAGUCAUCUCCCCUCGUCAUAUAUGUCGCAGCUUCAACCCAACCUCGGGUUACCAGCUUACCCAGUACAAACUGAAAAGGUUGACGGGGAACAACCCCAGUCCAAAAUUGCCGAUCCAGAGCUGAGAGAGUUUCAUUCUGUGAUGAACCAGCAAACUCAAAAAGUUAUGGUCAAAAAGAAAGGGUUCACGGAAUCUAAGUCAGCUAUUGAGGUUAAACGCAAAGCCGCCCUCUUAGGUGCUUGGGGUCAGAAGUCGUAUGCUUCGACAUCAAAGCCACCGAGUGAAGAGGUUGCGCGAAAGGGAUUUUCUACUCAUACCGUGAAAGAAGUUUCCAGAACGGCACUCAAAAAGGAGCGAAAUGCGACCUUGCAGGUGGAUCAAUUAAAGUCUCUUUUCAGAAUUCUCCGUCGCUGCCUCGGCCCUGCAACUUACUUCCCUGGCCCUCUAAUGUUGGAGCUCCAAUUCGGAUUGCUUCUCUUUUCUGCUGUCAUCGACAGUUCAAAGACGCAACGCUUGUCGCUACAAGAUUUACAAAACUUUUACGAUCGAAGAAAUGGACUUGGUCCUACUGAAUCGAGCUUUUUCAACAGACUAACAAGCUCCCCAGCAGAUGUGGACUACAUAGUCAAUAUUCAAGUUGGUGGUUCUUCUAUGUUUGAAACAGAGCCACUUUCUUUCAAGCUUGAGUACGAGUUUCACUGCCAAGGUGCUGGAUCUGAGUUUAUAAUUGUCGUUGACGACCAUGGGAAACACAAUGUGAAAACAGCGGAGAAUCUUCUUGGAACUGUCAAUCUGAACUUUCCUAUUAGGAUCUGGGAUGCUGCAAUCGUGGUCAAGGGGAAUCUGGACAGAUUCAAGGAUCCCCAUCAAGGAUUCGACGAAGCAAUUUUGAAGAUUGUGGAUAAUCUCUGGGUGGAACCCAACCGACCCCAUGUACGCCUUUUAGCCCGUACCUCUAAGGAGCUCAGAAUCGCCAAAAUCCUCGUGAAGAGGAUCACGGAACACAGAUGUCUUCACUCCGAGGGCAAAGAUGGCCAGUCUCAUGACAUUCUUCUUCGAAUCGUUGAAACUCAAGAUUUAAUAAUCUCAAUACAUGAAAGGGAUGAAAGGGAUGAAGAAUUCAUUGAAGCACACUGCGGCCCGUUAUCUGACAUGGCCAAAGAAAACCGGCAAUGGUGGACCGCAGCCCUGACUUCUCCUAUCAUCAAUACAGUGCUCAAAUCAAACGAGAAUCUUGAACCAGGUCAAAAAACCAAUGACUGGGUUCCAACCGAUAUGUUCGGCGACGACGCCAAACAUCUUCUCCCGAUACCGCUCACACCUUCGACAUCGUCAAUUCUCUCCAGCAAUCUAAGUUCAUCUCAUCCAUCACAGAUCUCCUCUGCUGUUGGAUCCGGCGGCGUUGGUCACCUUGUACGCUUAGCAGAAACGAUUGUCAAAAGUAUUGAUGCCGUUGGUAGCAAGAACAUGAGUCUAGAAAAGGACUCCGUGGUGUCAGCUGCUGCAAUCAGUGCCACUCAUGUGCAGUGUGAUGAAGAAAAUAUUGUACCAGAGAGUGAACUGUUUGUUGUGCCUAAGAAAAAGAAAGUACCCACUCCAUCUGGUCGGAAGCGAGAUAUUUGGUGA
Messenger RNA from Penicillium angulare, 3540 nucleotides. RefSeq lists its product as uncharacterized. The record is from RefSeq and is a predicted model, not a curated record. The transcript is spliced from 2 exons. The coding region runs from base 1 to 3540 and encodes 1179 amino acids. Lineage: Eukaryota; Fungi; Ascomycota; Eurotiomycetes; Eurotiales; Aspergillaceae.